This is a messenger RNA of Wallemia mellicola CBS 633.66, 752 nucleotides long. RefSeq names its product Thiamin pyrophosphokinase. NCBI's taxonomy places the organism in Eukaryota, Fungi, Basidiomycota, Wallemiomycetes, Wallemiales, Wallemiaceae. The transcript has a single exon. Gene Ontology annotation, biological process: thiamine metabolic process; thiamine diphosphate biosynthetic process. The record is from RefSeq and is a predicted model, not a curated record. Gene Ontology annotation, molecular function: ATP binding; thiamine diphosphokinase activity; thiamine binding. Bases 13 to 732 code for a protein of 239 amino acids.
AUAGACUCAACGAUGACGUGGAAUUUAAAUGAUUUAUUUAAUAAUAAUAAUAAAACUUGUCUUAUCUUACUAAACUGUCCAAUAAAUAAUUGGGAUCUCUUUAAUAGAUUAUGGUCAACGGCUAGUUUAAAGAUAUGCUUAGACGGCGGUGCCAAUAGAUUGUUAGAGGCUAGCAGAAAACAUUCAAAUCCAUCGAACUACCUCCCUGACUACAUUAUUGGUGAUUUUGAUAGUAUCACAGAAGAAAGUAGAAGUUUUUAUAACAAUGACGUCACUCUCAUCAAAGACGAAGAUGAGUAUUCAACAGACUAUAUGAAAUCAUUCAAACUGAUCCCAUUGGAUCACUCGGUUGUUACCUUCGGUGGCCUGUCAGGCAGGAUAGAUCAGACCAUUCACACACUCUACUACACCCGUAAGGAACAAGUCAAGCGUGAUUUACCAAUCUGUAUCGUCUCAGAGAAUAAUGUUGCUAUAUCACUAUCACCCGGCCAUCAUACCAUUCAACUUAAGACAGAUACCUUCGGUAAAUGUUGCGGUGUUCUACCAAUAGGAACUAAAUCUGCCAAAAUAACAACCAAAGGCUUGAAAUGGGAUCUUGGUGGACCUGGUUUAGAAGAGACAGGCUUUGAUAGCAUGAUAAGCACAUCCAACCAUUUAGAUAGUGAAACAAUAGAAAUUGAAACAGAUGAGUAUAUCUACUUUAAUGUUGAAUUUAAAAACGAUUUCCUGUAAAUUAGUUUAACAUACCCGAC